AUGCAGAAGAUGUUGCAAGAAAUGGGGUGGAUGAAGCCACCUGCCACUCCACAACAGUCUGCAGCUGCAGAUGCUUCGCAUGUUGCAAAGGCCAGCGAAUCAGACCAAGCUUUGAGUGGAACAGCAAUUCCGAAGAGCCCAGACCAAGGUUUGAAUGGAGUUGCUGUGACCAAUGGAGCAGACAAAGGUCCUUUGAACGGAGUUGCCACGACCAAUGGAGAAGACAAAGGUUUGAAGACGACCAGCUCAGCAGACGGUCUGACUGGACCACCGGUUGGGACAAACCAAGGUUUGAACGGACCACCCGUUGCAAAGACCCCAGGGGCAGAGAAUGAUUCGAAUGGACCAUCAGUUGCAAAGACCACUGUGCCUGCAGACCAGCGUGUGAGCCCACCGGUCACUACGACCGUUGCAGUCCCAAGUGUGGCUGGGCAUCCUGACAAGAACAAGCCUCUCAGGAUUGCGCCGUUUCCUCAUCAGCCGGCUGCAAGUGGCAGUGGUGAGGAAAUGCCCCCUGCAGAGCCCCUGCAGAACGUCAAGGAAGAACCCAAAUUGGACCAGAGGCAAACGUACUCAAGACGGGCGGCUGCCAAUUUGAUUCAGAGGUUGCGAGACAAUCCCAAGAGAGUGGAGGGAUAUCCGGCUUUGAAAAAGGUUGCCUUGGUGAACUACGGAGAGCAUCCUCCAGUUUGGCAUGCUCGGUUGCUUCUGGGCUGGGUUCAUGGUACGACAUGGGUGAUCUUGACUCCAGAUUAUCAUGGAUAUCCUCAAGACUUGAGUUUGGCCAACCCUGACUAUACCGAUUUUGAGUUUCUGGGUGCGUCCACUCGUCCUCCUCCUAGGAUUCCACCGGGUCAAGUGUAUGGAUUUGCACCCUUGGACCCUGGGACGUUGGCGAAUCACAUCCGUCAGGGCCAGGUAGAAGCAGACAAUGAGAGGAUUGCCUUGGGACUCCCUCCAGUUCCAGCACCUGUUGCUCCAGCAGCUCAUGUGGGGGAUGAUGUUGCCCGGUACCAGUUAGAAGAUCUCAGAGUUUUGCCUGUGAAGUUUGAUGCUCAGGGCAUCCGUAGGCGAGAAUUCUCAGAGGCUGUUGCUUUGAUGGUGGACACUCCGCCGCAGGGUGGUGGUCUUCAAUUGGAGGGCCCAACAUCGGUGCUCAAUGUCUUGAAGAACAUGCGUGAUCAAGCCAUGACACCAACAAGUUUCCAUGAGUUUUGGUUGAGGAGUGCUGAUAUCCCGAAGGGAGAUAGGUCCACCUAUGAACACGAAUGUCUCAGCAGGAUCCUGGUCAUUCGUGAGGCUCACCGAAUUUCCCCUUCAUCCCCUGAUUACAGUGCAGCCGAUUACUUCAUGGGGUGGAAAUAUCGCAGAGGAUUGCAAGGAGUUGACAAUCAGUUGGCUCAGCAUGUGGCGAACGAGAUGAAAGCAGAUGCUGCAAUCAUGAAAGAAGCCCGGAAAGCCAAGGAAGAAGCUCAAGCCCGCAAGCGGCUAGCGUGGGGGUGGGACACCUUGGAGCCGCAGAAUUUUGUUCUUCAGGUCGAGGACUCAAUCCCUCAUUUGAUCCCGACAAGUCGAGAGUCAGAGAGCUUUUUCCUCUUCCUGCUGUUGUUCCUCGCCCGCGCUGCCCAGGCCAAUCUGUUUCGUCGCGAAGGAGAAGCCAUGAGGCCUACAAGCACGGUUAGAUCUUAUGACCGAGACCUUGUCUCCCUGCCUCAAAGCGGGGAUCAGCCUGUUGAGCUAUUGGAGGUAUUGGAUGAUGUUGGUCGAGAAUAUGUCAAAGAUCCUCUCACUGCCAUGAUGAUAUCUGAGGAGGAACAUGGGGAGUUGAUUGAAAAAGGUGACACAGUGAGGCCAUACAUGGAUGUCCGGCUGCAACGUGAACAGGACACCUAUGAGCAGUUCAUCUUGGACCUGUUCAAGAGCGGCAUGCUGGAGUUUACGUGUAGACCUCAGGAUUUAGUGACACCCUUCUUCGUGCACAAGAAGAACAAUCGUCUCAGAUUUAUACUAGAUUGUAGAAUGGUCAACAAGAGAUUCAAGAGACCACCGGGAAUGGCACUUGCGGCGGGCUCAACGUGGAGUCAGGUGUCGGUGCCUCCUGGUGACAACUUGUUCAUUGCCCAGAGCGACAUUAAGGACUAUUUCUAUUCAUUAUCAUUGCCCCUUGCGCUUAGGCCCUAUUUUUGCUUGCCUUCAAUUCGCUUUAGUUUGCUGCAGGAGUGGGGUGUUCCGGUUCAUCUUCAUCCACAAGGCAUACAAGAAGGGUUGGUGUUUCCAAUGCUGCGUGUCAUUCCAAUGGGUUGGUCGUGGGCAAUGUGGAUAUCACAAAGAGUCCAUCAAAACAUCAGCCUUAUUGCAUCAGGCCUUGACUCCAGUCGGGUGGUGGUGGAUCAUCGAGCUCCUCCAGACUUGUCAGGCGGGGUUCCCAUCAUCAUUCCUUAUGCAGAUAACCUGAACGUCGCAGGGACUGACCAACAAGCUGUACAAGACACAAAGGACAGGAUUGUCAAAGUUUUGAGAGGCCAUGGCUUCCGAGUGCAUGAAGAGCUUGAUGCUUCUGAUUGCGCCCAGAGCUUGGGCUUUUUGAUCGAUGGUUCCAAUGGCUUGGUCGCUCCUGUUCCUGAGAAACUGUUUAAGGUACAGCAAGCUUUCCGUUGGUUGGCUGGGAGGCCCAAAGUUAGGGGAAAAGAGGUGGAAAGGUUGUUGUGGCAUGCCACUCAUUUGAUGAUGCUUCGAAGGGAGCUGCUUUCAAUCUUCCGCAGUCUGUACGACUUUGUGCAAGGCGUUGCUGUGUGCUGGUCUGAGGGCUUAGCUCCCGAUAUAGAUCGGAUCGGCUCGCAGAAAGAGCCCUGGCGGUAUCGGUUGAAAACUGACGUGCAGCCCCGUUCAAAAGCAUUACAACAUGGCGACCCUUUUCAUGACCCUUCCACUGUAAAACCUAUUGAUGUCACUGAAGUUGAUCCCUAUGAACUUAACUAUGAAUUUGAAGAGGUGCCAGAUGAGAUUCUGGACUCCAACAAGUGGACAGAUGCUUUUUCAGUUCGAAUGCAGAUGCCGGAGCAUAUCACUUUGUUGGAAGGCCGUGCAGUCGUGGGGCUCUUCAGUGAAGCAGGCCAGGUCCAUGAGGGCACAGCCGAUGCCAGACAAGCUGCUGAGGACCGUGAAGGAGAAGGUGAAUUCGAGGAAAAGAAAGAUCUCAGACAGGGACGAUCCAGUGAGAUUUGUAGGAUGUGGCCCGCGGCAUCAGCUCCCAAGAUCGAGGUCCAAGUCACGACCGACUACAUCGCCUGCGUUCAGCCUUGGCGGUCAAGCAGCGGGGAAGAUGGAUGGCAGACAGUUCAGUAA
Molecule: messenger RNA, 3345 nt
Organism: Cladocopium goreaui
Lineage: Eukaryota; Dinophyceae; Suessiales; Symbiodiniaceae
Source: the annotation of a GenBank genome assembly